This is a messenger RNA of Miscanthus lutarioriparius, 3234 nucleotides long. The record is from the annotation of a GenBank genome assembly. Lineage: Eukaryota; Viridiplantae; Streptophyta; Magnoliopsida; Poales; Poaceae.
AUGCUGCCGUACUCCGGCGACCACCAGCGCUCUCCGCUGCCGCCGACGUCUCGACCGGUGUUCUCCUCCUCCCUCUCCCCAUCCGCCGCGCCCUUCCCCACCGCUGAUCCGGUGGGCCCGGGCCCGGGCCCAGGCCCCGGGCGUGAUCUGCCCACCGCACCGUCCGUCUACGCUGCGGGCGGGGACUGGGGCGCCGUGUCGUGGAUGGAGCCUCCCGCGAGCUACAUGGCCCCCGCCGCCACGCCGCCGGGUUAUAAAGGCGAGUCCACUCCCUAUGGCAUAUACUCAAGGAACCACUUCAGUAACUUAUUUGGUCUACAUUCUCUGAGAUCAGAGAGCUCGAAUUUGGUAAAUGAGAAGCAGCCAGGAAACUGCCAAGAGAAUUCAGAGGCCCUCACCAAAGAUUUUGGACCAUCAGUAUUUCAUCAGCAGCAGAGUGCCUUUGUGAGUAAAUUGCUUGAUAAUUCAGGUGCUGAAGACACAGGGCCUUAUCCCCCACGACAAGAUUUAAAUCAGUAUCCUUUUGGUUCUACGUAUGACAAAUACAUGACACAACUUUCGUCAUGUUCAACAGAUACACAAUCUCACAUCUUUUCUACACGAUAUGUCAAUUCAUCUGAGAUGCCCAAUACAACCGCUCCAUUGAUGAAUGACACUAUUGGGGAAAGUUCCUUCUCCUUUUCGCCUUAUAUGAAUCCUUGCAGAAUCAAUCUUGAUUAUUUUGAUUGCGUGUGGAAUGAACAAAAAGGUCUUGGAUACCAAACUACUGAUAAGCAGCAUGGAAAAUGGAGUAACCCUGAUGACAAGGCAAUAGUCGGGAACUAUUCCCUCAAUUCUCCUGGGGAGAACCACCUUAAUCCUGAGCAUUUAGGGAAUGGGAGACCAAUGCAGGGAUCUUCUGAAAUGAAACAUGAUUUGGGAAGUUUCAGUUCCAAGGUUUCUUCGUCUGAGUCUGGAUUUGUUCAGCCUCGCGAAUGUUCAUCUGUGUUUCCUGAGGUCAAUAACACCAGUGUUGAUUCACCUUGUUGGAAGGGCACACCAGCCUCAUAUCAGCCUUCGUUUGGGGUCAUGGAAAAUAAUGGCGCUCCUCCUGUGGUGAUAGGAACAGUAGGCUACAUCAAUUCACAUCAAAACCAGAAGCUCCCAGAGUUGCGUUCUGAGUAUCCAUGGCGAUUCUGUGAACACCAAGAAGCAUCGGGUUCUGACAAUGACCCUUUUAAGGCGUUCAAGUUGUCUGAAAGUUGUAAAAUCUCCAAAGACCAUAAAGAAGUUCUGCCAAUUGAUGUCAGGGUUCUUAAUGACACGACUACUCAUGCUAGUUAUUUUCCUGACAAACAGCAUUCCACAACAACACAGAAAUGCUAUGAUUCUGGAGAAGAUUCUAAGAAUGUGAUAACUUCAAGUCAACAGGAAAGUUCGUGUCCUGCCAGCAAACCAAAACUUUUGGGUGGACAUGGUGCCAGCCUUACAGCAAGCACAAAUGAGCUAAUGAGUAGAAGUGUGAUGAAUCCUAUUGCUAUUACUCCUAGUGUUCAUACAGAUCAUUUAACAACAGGAAGCCCACAUGGAAAUACUUUUUCUGCAGUUGUGGAGAAAGAAGAAAGCACUCACAAAAGAGGUGAAGACCCUUCUCAAUGUUAUCCAGGUGUUGAGGGGAAUAUGCUGAAUAUGUCUUCCGAAUCCAGCUCUAGCACUCGGGCAAUAUUUCUGAAACUAAUGCACAAUCUGUCAGUAGUGCUUCUAUCGACCUGCAAGGGUGGUUCUUCGUUGCAGGAAGAUGAAGAGGAGCUUCUGCAAUCAGUGAUUCAAAAUCUUACAGCUGCCAGUUCCAAAAGAAGCAAGGUUGAACAAAAAAUUGAUGAUGGAUUGAGCAACUCGAGUCAAAUGAAAUUCAAAAAUAUUAAUUCUGCGAGGAACAACUUUUGGAGGUCAAUGCAUGAAGAUUCAGCACAGGAGAAUGCUGAUUCAAAAUUUAAGGCCACAGUUUCACAGGUUCUUACUAAUCACCAGGAGGAUAAGAUGCUUGACAACACUGAAGUUUCUCAGGCGUCAAUCUAUAGAAACUUGUGGAUUGAAGCAGAAGCUUCAGCUUGUAAACUCAAAUAUGAGCUUCAACAUGCUCGCCUGAAGCUCGAGACAGCAAAAGGCCUCAACGACACAAUAAAAGCCCCUGACUCAUUGGAAGGCAGUAAAGGCUCUAACUCAUACAUGUACAGUAGCAAACCACAGAACCAUGGGAAAGAAACCAUUACAUGCGCUGCGGCUUGUCAGGGCCAAGGAGGAGAUACUCGUGACGAGCAAUCUCCUGUUGUAAAUAGGAGCAUUUUCAAUGGUGUUGAUGCUGAUGUGUUUGCCCGAUUUAAGGUUUUGCAGUCCCGUAUUGAUAAUGUGAACUCCUUCAGUGAGAUUGACUGUGGGGAGCAGCAAGAAGCAAGCAAGAGACCAUAUGCAGCCGAAGAUGCUGUUAUGGUGAGACUGAAAGUUUUGAAGUCCCGUCCUGACAAUAUAUCCUCUUUGAGUCAGGAAAGCAACAAACACCAGCUACAUGCAAGCACAGACAGUGCAGAUAAUGUUGAUGAUGCUGUUAUGGCUAGGCUGGGAAUUUUGGAGUCCCAUCCUAAUAGUGCAGCCCUAUUGGGACAGGAAAGCAGCAAGCAACAACUGGAUAUGAGAACAAAUAGGGAAGAUGGGAUUGACGAUGAUGUUAUGGCUAGGCUGAGAAUUUUGAAGUCUCGACCUGGUAAUGAAACCUCAAUGGGUGAUGCCAACAAGGAGCAACAAGACGCAUGUAGUGAUCAAUUAAAUGGGGACGGCCUUGGUGUUGUGUCCAAUGGAGCCAUUAGCGACACCCUGAGUGAGAAGUGCUCUAAGUUUACACACACUGAUGAUUUGGCAGAUCGUUUGGGAGGAAAAGAUUCAGUAGGUGGCCUGGACAAAUUUGGUGAUGGAGGAAACUGUGCUAGGGAGAAAAAGGAGAUAGGUGGUUCAGCAGAUGUUGCUACCCCCAUGAGGUGCAAAGGUACAUCUGACGAAGUGAGCAUCGAAAGCGCAGUUCAUGGUGAAGAUAAUCUUGAUGAAAACCAUGUGUGGCUUCAAACUGCUGGGGACUCUCAUGUUUGCACAGAAGGGUCUCAGGAAGCGCACCUAAUCUCCUCUCCAGUUGACCAGUAUGGUGGUUCACCUACAGAGUGGGAGCAUGUGCUGAAGGAGAAUUUCUUCCAUCCAUGCAAAUAG